Molecule: messenger RNA, 6111 nt
Organism: Rhineura floridana
Lineage: Eukaryota; Metazoa; Chordata; Lepidosauria; Squamata; Rhineuridae
Gene: NBN
Product: nibrin
Exons: 17
Coding region: 388-2940 (850 amino acids)
Biological process (GO): mitotic G2 DNA damage checkpoint signaling; telomere maintenance; double-strand break repair via homologous recombination
Cellular component (GO): Mre11 complex; nucleus
Molecular function (GO): damaged DNA binding; protein binding
Source: RefSeq, a predicted model, not a curated record
AUCAGUGGAGGUUGGUCCAUGAGGGCAGUCAGGGCGCUGCCCCGCCAACCUCCGUUCUGCCCUCAGCCAGCCUGCCUUUUUACUCACAACCAUUCCAGAGGGUGCCCUGCCUGUCUGCUUAGUCUCAGCGUUGCGCCCUCAGGGAGGAGGAGGAGGGGGCAAAACAAGAACUGGUCGGCCCUGCCUGUCAUUGGCUCCGGCUCCACCUGCCUGUCAUUGGCUCCCCGCCUUCCGCCCCAGGCACCAGCCCCCACUGCUGUUAAUUGCAGAUUUAUAAAUGAACUUAAUUAAAUUGAGCCAAAACUGCCACUCGUCACGGAACUGGCUUUUUUUCAAGCAAGAGUGAGCAAAUAGUGGAACACCUGGACAACAGGCGUGUCUUUGAGCAUGUGCAGAGUGCUGUCGUUACUCGGCCACUUGAAACUAGGAACAGGUGUCGCUGUUCUCUCUGUUUGGGCUCCCGCAACAUCGUCAGCGUUUCUGAACCUGGUGUUGAUAUUCUCGAAAAGCGCAUGCGUGGUGUAUGGCGGAGGGGUGGACUGCUUUGGUUACCCAUCUGAAGGGGAAAGAGCUCCUCGGGAAGCCGCCUCGCGUGAGGACAAGAAGGCGGAGGAACGUCCACUUCCAGGCAUUUUCUUCCAGCUCAGGAUGUGGAAACUGAGCCCAGCAACUGAUACCGCGCCAGGACAGCCAUAUCACCUUUUAGUUGGUGUUGAGUAUGUUGUCGGGCGUAAGAAUUGUGCAAUUUUAAUUCAAGAGGAUCAGUCAAUCAGCCGAAGCCAUGCAGUUCUUUCAGUUAGUCACCCUCAAAUGAACCUUAGUCAGUCUUCUGCAUUUCCUGUGUUAACAUUAAAAGACACCUCUAAAUAUGGUACCUUUGUUAAUGAGGAAAAACUACCAAAUGGUAUUACUAGAACAUUGAAAUCUGGUGACAGAGUCACGUUUGGAGUCUUUGAAAGCAAGUAUAGAGUAGAAUAUGAGCCUUUGGUUGUGUGCUCUUCAUGCUUAGAUGUUUCACGGAAAAGUGUUUUAAACAAAAAUAUUCUUCAGCUGGGAGGCCACGUAGUGAAUGAGUGGAAAGAAGAAUGUAGUCAUCUUGCCAUGGUCUUGGUCAAAGUUACUGUUAAGACAAUAUGUGCCUUGAUUUGUGGUCGACCAAUUGUGAAGCCAGAAUAUUUUGCUGAGUUAAUCAAAGCAAUUCAGGCAAAGGAACAGUUACCAGCACCUGAAAGUUUUUAUCCUCCGAUUGAUGAGCCAAGUAUUAAAUGUGAAAAAUUAGAUCUGGCCACUGGUCCUGUAAGAAAAACUAUCUUCAAAGGGAAAACUUUUGUGUUUCUAACUGCUAAGCAGUUUGCAAAACUGAGUCUAGCAAUUAAACUUGGAGGAGGAGAAGCAAAGCUGAUGACUGAGGAAGCGGAAGUUACUUUUUUUCCAGCAUCUGAUGUUUGUGUCAUUGAAGUAGGACUGACAAACUCUCAAGCAUCAAUUUCUGACUUAGAGAAGAAAUGGAUGGAUACAAUCACAGCUGUCUUGCAAAGGAAGAAAUGCAGGACAAUUUCUGAGGCAGAAAUUGGUCUAGCAGUUAUCUUUGCAUCCACAGAAAGAUAUUGUAAUCCUCAAACUCCACUUGAUACAGGUGUAAAACCUGCUAUUUCAGCACGAGUUGUUCCAGGACCAAGCCUUUCUCAUAACGUAGUUGUAGAUGAAACUGUAAUGGCCACCAUUGCAGAUGACAUCGCUGCAUACGUAGCUGACACAGAGAUGGACCAACCGAUGGACACAUGUGUGGAAAUAGAAGGAGAGAAGAGAAAUAAAGGAACUCCUAUAAGGGACCCAAGAAGAAAAACUCAUCCACAGAAUAUAACUACUGUUAAGGAGACACCAGCAGGAACUGGCACUGUAAAUGUGGGCACUACGUUAUCCAGGCUGAAUACAAGGCCUGGGACCGGCGAGAGUAGCCUGUCAUUCUCUCCCUCUAAAAUGUCAGGGAAUAACAGAAAUAAAGGGGGAGAAUUUCACCAACAGUUGAACUCAAUCAAAAAUUACUUUCAGACAGCUAUUAAAAAAAGGGAAAGGGAUGAGGUUGGAGAAACAUCAGUGACUAAAUAUGCAAAGAUAGAGGAGAAGUCAUCGCAGGCUUCUAGUCAUACACAGCCUGUAACUUCCUUGCUGAGGGAAAGCAGUGCAGGAGGAUCUCAAAAGGGGCCACGUACCUUGGACCAGAAAACAAAUGAGUCCUACACAGGUGGAAGUAGGAAGUCUAUCUUAGAGAAGAGCCAAUUAGAAAAUAAUAAUAAUGAAAAUAUUUAUGCAUCAAAAAAGAGAAAAGAAUUGAAUGACUCAGUAGAAGACGAAGCAUCAUUAGAAGUGGUCUUUGCGAGCCAAGAGCUGGAUUGGGAAGAGGAUGUAGGACAUGAUGGUGAAGGAAGUGCUGAGGGUGCAAAGAAGAAAAGGAAAUUGGAAACUAAAGAAGAGAAUUCAACAGACGAGGCACAGAGACUUUUGCAAGAAAAUAAGCAGUCACUUCCAAAUUUAAACCAGAAACAAGAGAUAAAAGAAGAAUCACCAGGCUCUGUAAAGAAUGACGCAAAUAAUCCUGAUAAAUGUGCAGGUGAUUCCAGCAAUCUACCCAGCAGGCUGUUGCUGACUGAAUUUAGAUCAUUGGUUGUUAGUCAGCCAAGGAAGGACGGUCAUUGCACUGCAAAAACAGAUUAUGGACAUCUGAACAACUUUAAACAGUUUAAAAAGGUAGCUUAUCCCGGAGCAGGACAACUUCCACACAUUAUUGGGGGAUCAGAUCUGAUAGCUCAUCAUACUAGAAAGAAUUCCGAGAUGGAAGAAUGGUUGAAGCAAGAAAUGGAGGAACAGAGCCGCCAUGCAAAAGAAGAAUCGCUUGCAGAUGACCUCUUUAGGUAUGAUCCCCAUGUGAAAAGAAGAUAAGAUGUGCCUUGAAUUAAACCUACAGCAGAAAGAAAAACUUUCCUGGUGUGCUUGAUGGCAGUAAAUUGCAGCAUGAUAGAGUUAAUUUCACAUUGAUCAUACCUCCUGAAAACCUGCUUUUCAUAUUGAAGAAAUUAUGUUUCUGGUUACAAUACUUAACAGUACUUCAAACACGUUACAGCUCAUAAUGGAUCCAGUCAUUAUCUGACCACAACUCGAAUGACUAAUCCAGGCAGAUUUUGUAAUGCUUAUCUCAAUACAAAGCUAGCAUUAGAAUCCAAACUAGAGUAAAAUCUAAUGCUGUUCAUACCCUCCUACCUUUUUGCUGCUCUGGCAGCAGAGAAAAAGAAUCUCUCUGACAUCCCCUUUCUAGUGACUCUGUUGUAGAUGCAUGCUUCAAUGGCUACUGAUCCAUGUCAGCAACAUUCUGGAAACGACAUCUAGCAUUACUUCUGGCAUGCAGCCAUGGGGGGGAGCCUCCCUUCACUGCCCCUGUUGAAGCCUCAACAAAGAUAAAUGUAGGGGACUUGGGAGGACAUAGGAAGAUGGGUGAGAGUGUUGGAUGUCCAUGACAUGGAGGCAGGAGGAAUUGGACCCUGUUGCACACCCAAUGAUAUCAAGGGCAAAUUGGGUUUGAAAAGAAGAAGUUCAGAGUCCAGUUCUCAAACUUACUAGAGAGAGUUUGCCUAUCACUACUUACAGCACAUAAAGCCUUUAAAAUUCAUUUUCAAAAUGCAUUUUGGGGCAUUAUUCUUUACCCAGCCCUUUGUUUUUAUUAGAGCAAAUUAGUGGAAGGUGACACAAUUUCUUUUUUAAAAAACUCAUUUUAGCAUAUUUUUUUUAUAUCUUAUCAGAAUUUUACAAAAGGACAGUGUGGAAUUUGUAGCAUGGAUUUAAGUAUUGGUGACUUCUGUACCAUUUUGCACUUCUCAAAUUGGCUUUGAUCCUUUUAGUACAUUAAACUAUUCAUCUCUGUGUUAAUGAAGAAAUCUUUUCUUGGAGUAUUUCGUUCUCAUAAUUUCAAUGUUUACAAUGUAGAGCAGCUAUUGAGGCAGGAUAUCUUCAAAAUUGCCUAUUUUGUCUAAGCAGCCUUACAGCUAUUUGGGGUCUUUUAUAUGAGGCAGCAAGCAGCUGGUAUAGCACAGUGGGGAGAAGAGCCUGGCUGGGAGUCCAGAGUCUGUGAGUUCAAAUCGCUGCUUGUGUCUCCUGGGUGUCAAGGUCCAGCUAAAGAUCACAGGGAGUGGCUCAGGGGUUAUGUGCCCUUCCACCUGUGCAGCCGUGGGCAAGCUGCAGAGUCCGAAGGAGCCCAGUUGCCCCCCAGCUGGCAGUUGCGGACAAGGAAGGGGCUGGCUUGUGCAGCUAUGGCAAGCUGAGCAGGCCCUAGCCAGCUGGGGAGGACUAGCCUCAGAAGGAGGCAAUGGUAAACUCCCUCUGAAUACCACUUACCAUGAAAACCCUAUUCAUAGUGUAGCAUAAGUCGGGAUCGACUUGAAGGCAGUCCAUUUCCAUUAAUUGCUGUAAACUGCCCAGAGAGCAGUAUAUAAACGUGAUAAAUAAGUAAAUAAAUAAAUUUCCAUAUGAAGUGGCAAGCUUCAGCCUGAAAUCUAUCAUACUUCUGUUAAACCCAAGGAAAGUAAAACAGACUUUGGAUUUAGGAAUGUUUAGUGUCAGUGUGAGAAUUUGGUGCAGACUCCAUGUCUGCUCCACUACAUGUUUGUCUGAGAACAUGGCUUAGCCAAACUACUUGCAACUGAUGGUGCAUUUUAAGAGUCUAAAGCAGCCUCCUCCAUCCAGACGUUUUUGGACUUCUGUUCCCGUCAUCCUCAGCAAUCAUGAUCAAUGGUCAGGAAUGACUGGAGUUGUAGUCCAACAUAUCUCACAGGCACCAGGUUGGAGGAGGCUGGCCUAAAUAAUCAAGAUGAUACAAAAUAAACAGAAUUUGUUUCAUUCUUCCAUUCAGUUCUGGCUCCCGAUGCUGUGGAAAGUAGUCUUAAAUAACCCUUUUUGGGGGUUAGGGAGAAAUAAAAAAAAAAGCUUUGUUUUCCAAAAAUGGCCUUGCAGGACACUUUUCCUUGGAUAGAAAAGGAAAAAUGUAUUUGGGUUCCAGCUGUUUGCUGACUUCUCCCUUAAAAUCCUCCCAGACACAGGUAGGAUGACUAGUGAAUGCUAGAGAAUAGGCUAAGAAAUUACUGCUCCCACAUAAAUGCUUGGCUUGCAGAAUAUGCACCAGCAUGGGAAAGAGGACAAUAGUUGCAAGUGAUGUAAAACACUUCUCAGUCCAUUCCUGUUAGAAUCAUGAACUUACAUAACAGUUGUAGUCUUCAUUUCCCAUGUAACUUUUUUCCCCAUUGGGAUCACUUCACAUUAGAGGAAAUACUAGUUCAUGUUUAUCCACUGCAUUUCUCCCAGGCCUCAUGACCACCAUAAUGCAAGAAGUGCUAGAAUAGCUAAAAAUAUGAACCCAGGAGCCAUGAAUGACAGAGACAUGGCUCAAUUUCUUCCAUAUUAUGGCAUAUGCCAUAUAGAGAGGGCAAAACUCAUUUUCCUAGAAUUUAAAAGGGAGCCCUGCUGUAUCCCUUUAAGGUGUUAGUUUAAAAGUGGGCAUUGUGUAUCCUGGUUUUUGUGUGUGUGUGAUGGGCUCCUGUGGAGCACAAUAUUCGCAGCAAGGUUUCUUCUGACUGUCUUGUAAAGCAUGAGAGCCUUUGAGGUCAAACGAUUCUUCGUACUAGUUUCAACUUGAGAAACUUUGGUUAAUUCCCUACAAACUGCUCGGUUUGCUAUACAUUUUACGUCGCAGGUAAUACUAACCAUCUUUUGCUGUUAAGCAAUCUAGAAACAUCUCUUUAAAAAUAGUGAGGAAGGAAAUGAGAGUGUCUCUUUUUCCUCCAGUAAAGCAUGUUGUCUGUAAAUACUAUCUGUCACUACUAAAAUUAUUUUCUUUCCUUUUGUUUCCUGUUCUUGGGUAGCUAUUAGCAACGCCCUAGAAAGUGGUUGUCAGUUUUUGUACAAGCUGAUGAGGUCCACACAUUUUUGAAAAGAACUCCCUAGGGGUAAUCUAAUCUUUAUUUCUCUAGACUUAAAGUGAUAAUGACUAAUUUCCCAAACCCCAUGCAUGUAAAUUCUUUUAUUUGUGGUAUAACUUUUCCAUUCAAAAUAAAUACAUAAACUUCA